Acyrthosiphon pisum (pea aphid) is the source of this 3445-nucleotide messenger RNA. RefSeq lists its product as uncharacterized. Lineage: Eukaryota; Metazoa; Arthropoda; Insecta; Hemiptera; Aphididae. The transcript has 3 exons. Gene Ontology annotation, molecular function: protein dimerization activity. Bases 648 to 2972 code for a protein of 774 amino acids. The record is from RefSeq and is a predicted model, not a curated record.
CAGUCCAUAUACGGAGACCGUUUCGUACGCACUUCCAUUGCUCGCGCGCAACACACGCACCGCUCGUGUGUGCAGACCCAAUACCACCACCAUCACCACCACCACCACGACCGCGGUUGUAGUAGUAGUGGUAGUAGUAGUGACGACGACCGCCGUCGCGUACAGUACUACAGUCUCAUCCGCACCGGCGCCGGUAGUGAACGUGGUGCGCGUGGCCGUUAUAUCCGCAAUAUUGUUUGAAUGUAAUUUCGUUGACGUUUUUAUAAUUUUUUUUUUCGUUUUCCGAUUUCGAUCUGCACAUCGAUCUCGCGCGAGUUCCGUACGAUAAAUUAAUCAAUUAUAAUAAUACUGUCGUGCUACGAGUUUUUUUCGAUUUUCGUCCGGACGUCCCUGACGAUAGUUAAAUAGACAAUCCGUCGUCGUCGAGUUUGAUAUCUCGGUUUUCCCGUAGCCGUCGGUAUUCGGUCGGCAAUCUUGCUUGGGAAUUUCUCACGGUUUUUCACCGAAGGGACGACGGUAGUUUUUAAUAUUUUUAUUUUUCAAACAUCUCAUCGUGUGUGCGUGCGCGUUGGCGACACGCCGAGUGACCGUCAAAAACGACCGGUGGGAUUACGCGGACUAAAAUCACAUUGCCGGGUGCCGCCAAAAUGGUGAACCCGAGCACGGAAUCCAUACUAAAUCAGAUGACCAACCUGGCCAUGGACAUCGCCCUGGACUACGUGUUGCCCGCGUCGCCGAUGAGCGACGUGUGCAAGAGCGACCUGUUCGAGUUCGAACGGGACGUAGUCGUCGCGGCCGUUAGCGGCGGCCCGUCCGCCGGAGGUCUGCUCAGCAGCCUGGUGGCCGGAACCGCAGGUACGGCUGGUGGCUGUUGCGGCCGCCCGCCCACCGACCUGUGCAAGAAAAACAGUUAUAUGGGUGCGGCGGGAUGCGACUCGUGCGACGCAUGUCUGGCCAGGAACGCCGCGGCCGCUGCAGUCGCUGACCUUUAUUCGCCGAGCAGUUGUACCGCUACAAGCGUCGGCCUGUGUGCCUCUGCGUCAGCAUCACCGCCAUCAUCGAGUGGCUCGUCCACGACGUCGUCGUCCGCCUCAUCCACACCGUCUCAGCAGCAGACCGCCGAGACGACGAUGGACAUCAGUUGGUGCCAGUUCGACGGGUGCGAGUUUGACACUGCCGACAACAGUUACCUGGACAUUUGUGAUUGGAUAUUCUACGCCGACCGGUAUGCGCUCACUGACGAGAACCGCGAGAAAGUGCAGAAAGCGUUCCAGAUGGUGCCUCCCGGCGAGGUGACAGGCUACGUGGCCGAACCGGCAGCGAAGCACGUCAAGAGGAACAACAACAACGCAACGGCCGCCGGGCGGUCCCCUGUUGGUGCGAUGCUGGAUGUCUGCGACUCCCCGGCCGUGGCCGCGGUAGCAGCAGCCGCUGCAGCGGCAGCGAUCGUCGGUGGCGUGACCAUAAAGUCCGAACCAGACGACGAUUACUUGUGGACCAGCGACAACCACUUGCUACCUAUCAUACUAAAGGCGGAACCCAACGCCGACAUACUUCAAAUAACCGAACUGGACCACAGUUACCUACAGACACCCACCCACCACCAUGGAGGCAACAGCGGCGGUGGCUGCGGCUCGACCAGUUCGUCGACGGCCGUAUCGCCCGCCAAACACCAUUCCAACCACUUGGUGGACAUGCUUGGACUUGUCACUCCACCCCCGUCUCGUUCUCAGUCUUCCGAAGAAGAAGAGAUCGACGUGGUCAACGACAGCUGGGAUACGCCAGAUACGCCUCGCAAGGGCGCCACCAUGGCGGACAUAAUGAAACGUGGCAUCGUCAAGAAGCGCGAACCGCCCGUGACCAAGUGGAAGAGCACGGUCAAGCGGAAGCAUAAGACCGCCGGGCAGUCGGCCACUGCGGCAGCCGUGGCCGCGGCGUACCCAAUGCCCCCGCCACCGCCUAAAAAGCUGUGCAGUGGAUUAUCGCUGUUGGACCGAUACAAGAAGGACAACACCAACUGGAAGGGCAUGCCCAAUAUCAAGGAUGAAUCCGUCAUCAAAGAAGAACCCGUCAUCAAGGAAGAACCCGUGGACGACUACGGUUCGUCGGCCGGCGAUGACCGCAGUGACGACGACGAGUACGACAACCGACAGCGUCACCGACGAAAACAGCGGCAACAACAAAAUGCGCUCACGACUACCAUUAAGCCGGAGCCGUUGGACGAGGAUGAAGACCGCGAAGGCGAUGACGACGAGGACGACGAUUACGACAUGGAUGCGGACUUCGAGUCGCUGAUGAAGAACGAACCGGAUGACAUGUUCGACGACGAUUACGAUGAUUACGAUGACGACCACGACAUGGACUGGGACAAAGUGUUGCGGGGCGCGUCGACGUCGAGUGGCGGCCGCAAGUCUUCCGGUGGCUCUUCGUCGUGCAGCUCAUCGUCAACAACCACGGGCGGCGGCCGUAAGAAGAAAAAGAAGAAGAAAAAGAAGACUGCCGUGUCCGGCUCAUCCAAGUCGUCAUCGACAAAGCUACAUCACCACCAUCAGUCCGGCGCUGGCAAAAAAAUCAAGUACGAGAACGUCGGCGGCGGCGGUUACAGCUACAAGACCAAACUCAUGGACCCCGUCAAGAGGGCGCUGCACAACGACCUGGAGAAGUCGCGGCGCGUCGAGACCAGCAUGCUGUUCAUGAACCUCAGCAUGCAGGUGUCAUUCCUGGACGACAACCGCAAGAUACCGUCCAAGCUGAGCAUACUGCGCGGUGCCAAGCGGGAGUGCGACCUCAUGAUGCUCGAAGAGCGGCGGCUGCUGUCCGAGAAGCAUGUCAUGCAGCAGAAGCAGCGCAUGCUCCGAGAGCGGCUGUUCGAGCUCCGGCGCGAGCACUACCACCGGCGGUACGGUAAGCCGAAACAAACAUCAUCAUCAUCAAACCAUUUUUCACACAACCAACAACAACAUCAGCAAUAGUCGUCGCGGUGAGAACGCAUCUUAUAUUUGUAAUAUUUACAUUAUUAUUCUUAUGACAUAAUCUUCUCACCCGCCAAACGAAACAAAACACAAACAAACUAGCAACACACACACACACACACACACACACACACACACACACACACACACACACACACACACACACACACACACAAACAUACGCUCGCUCGCGCCACGCACUCGUACGCCUGCGCGUCGUUUUAUUUAAUUAUUUAUUAUUUAUUUUUUUUUUUUAAUUUCGAAGAACGGUUGCUCAAAUAUAUUUAAACAUAUAUUAAUUUAUUAUUAUUAUCAUUAAUUAUAUAUUAUUAUUAUAAUAAUAAUUACUUUUAUUAUCGAUACGUAUUGUUUAUGUAUGUAGAGGUAGUUAGGUAGUUAGACGUGUGAGUGUGUGUGUGUGUGUGUGUGUCUGUCGGUGUUACAAUAUUAUUCUUAUGUAUAAAUAAUAUAAA